This is a messenger RNA of Oreochromis aureus, 1371 nucleotides long. RefSeq names its product zinc-binding protein A33-like. The record is from RefSeq and is a predicted model, not a curated record. Bases 187 to 1371 code for a protein of 394 amino acids. Lineage: Eukaryota; Metazoa; Chordata; Actinopteri; Cichliformes; Cichlidae. The transcript has 8 exons.
CUUUCUCUUCGUGUUUCAUUCCUUAAUCUCUUCAGUCUGUCUUGUUCCCUCGUCUGUUCCCUGGCAUUUGGGUCAUCCUCACUUCACAUGAUCUGUGCACGCAGAUCCUGACACAAGUCCACACAUCUGAAGACAACAUUCAACAACAGACUUUGCCUCUUCAACCUGACUUUUUGACAGCUAAAGAUGUGUACUCUGGUGCAAAAUCAAAAAUUGCUAAAGGAAUACCUGGAUGAACUACAUGAGUCUAAGCUAACUGAAUUUCAGUGGUACUUGGCUCAGAAUAAGAGAGAAGGAUCCCGACCUAUCUCGAGGUCCCAGCUGGAGAAAGCUACCAGAGAGGAGACUGUUGACAAGCUGGUGCAAGUUUACAGCGAAGAUGGUGCUGUAGAGGUUACAGUCGACAUUUUAUUUAGGAUGAAUUUAAAUGACCUCGCAAUAAGGUUAACCAAAGAAAUAUUACGUGAGACUGUGGAAGUGCAGCCAUAUUCUGGUCCUAUAUUCCAUAAGUCAGAAACAGUCAUGCCUGAAGAGUUAGAAGAAAAGUCACUCUCCAUCCUAAUGAAAGAAAACAAGUCAGGUGAUAAAGAAUUGGAAAUCAUCACAAACAGUGGACAAGAAUCAUCUGUCUCUGAGGAUAUGUCUUGUCCAAUUUGCUUAUGUAUUUUCACUGAACCUGUGACGCUGCAGUGUGGCCACAGCUUCUGUAAGGACUGUGUGCAAGACCACUGGAGAUUGAAAAAAGGUAAAAAAUGCGCAAUCUGUUGUCAAGUCAUCUACAACCCUGAACCUCCGUCUAAUUUUGUUCUGAAGAGUUUGAGUGAAAGAUACAAAAGGCUCACUGAUUCAUCAGAAGGACACAGAAAUGUCCCAUCAGAGCCACACCAGACUUUUUCCAAGAAUGUCAUGGGAAAGCAGGUAGCUUUUGAAAGAGUCAAGCAAGUGUGCAACUCAUCAACUGAACAUAUUAAGACUCAGAGGAAUGACGCAGAGAAGAAGAUUCGGGAGGACUAUCAGAAGCUUAGACUCUUCCUGGGGAGAGAGGAAGAAGCCAGAAUAGCAGCAUUAAAAGAAGAGGAGACUCAAAAGAUUAAUACAAAGCAGAGGUUGACAGAUCUCCACAGAGACAUCCUUUCACUCUCUGACAGUGUGAAAGACAUAGAAAAGCUUUUAGAACCUAAUUGCUCAUUCAUGCAGAGCUCAGAAUGCACUGCCAGACCCCCAGCAACUUCCACAAGCACAGAUAAAUGUUUCAGAACACAUGGAAAACCUUUAGAGAAGAAUCUUGGAAAAAAUGAUGAUCGACAUAAUAUUCAGUCCUACUUUCCUUUUUUUUGGAGAGGAGAGGAGAAGCCCGCUGUUGCUGUGUGA